AUGGAGAAAGCGGGCGUCUCCAAUGUGAUGAAGGUCGUGGGCGGGAAUCGAAUUACAGAUGGGCUUGUUGUCACUCCUUCGGUCAAAGAGAGCUUGGUUACCCGUACGCAGCGAGUUCAUGCAGCAUAUACCUGGGCAUUCGGAAAUAGCCCUGUCGACCUGCCGAUAAUUAUUGCUGCUCACAAGACCAUCAUUGUGGUUGGCGAGCAGCAAAACCGGAGCAAGAGCAUGGGGCACAAUUUGUUGACUGCAAUGGUGAAUGAUGGGUUGCAAGCUCGCCAGGCUUUGCUGCCAAAUAAUUUGUCGCCGCCGCGGCUGGACAUUGUGAGGCUGUCAGUUGUCAAUCUCACAGAGAAGUCAUUUCUGGAUUUAAUCUUCCAACCCCACAAGUCCUCUGGUGGCCUACGACUGUACCAUCAUAUAACCAAGUAUAUUGAUAUCCGCUCUCACCAUAUCUAG
Molecule: messenger RNA, 459 nt
Organism: Aspergillus chevalieri
Lineage: Eukaryota; Fungi; Ascomycota; Eurotiomycetes; Eurotiales; Aspergillaceae
Exons: 1
Coding region: 1-459 (152 amino acids)
Source: RefSeq, a predicted model, not a curated record